This is a messenger RNA of Loxodonta africana (African savanna elephant), 4113 nucleotides long. RefSeq names its product solute carrier family 27 member 3 (gene SLC27A3). Gene Ontology annotation, cellular component: endoplasmic reticulum; mitochondrion. The record is from RefSeq and is a predicted model, not a curated record. The transcript is spliced from 10 exons. Gene Ontology annotation, molecular function: long-chain fatty acid transmembrane transporter activity; long-chain fatty acid-CoA ligase activity. Bases 171 to 2222 code for a protein of 683 amino acids. NCBI's taxonomy places the organism in Eukaryota, Metazoa, Chordata, Mammalia, Proboscidea, Elephantidae.
UGGCGGGUGGGGGCUUAGGGUGGGAAGGGGCGUGUGCCAGCUCACGCGCGCUCCCGGGAAGAAGAGGUCUAAAAGCAAAGGACGAGAGGCCCCAGUUUUUCGGAAGGAAAUAUCUGGGGUGUUUGCGAGAGGCUGGAGCCGGACAGUGCCGAGCCGAGGGAGAGGGCACCAUGGCCGCUCUCCUGCUGCUGCCCCUGCUUCUGUUGCUGCCGCUGCUCCUGCUGAAGCUACACCUCUGGCCACAGCUGCGCUGGCUCGCGGCAGAUUUGGCCUUCACCGUGCGCGCCCUACGCUGCAGACGGGCUGUUCGAGCUCGCGCCCUCGCCGCGGCUGCCGCCGAUCCCAAAAGUCCCGAGGGGGGCUGCAGCCUGGCUUGGCGUCUCGCACAGUUGGCCCGGGAGCGCCCCGCGCACACCUUUCUCAUUCACGGCGCGCGGCGCUUUAGCUACGCGGAGGCGGAGCGCGAUAGUAACCGGGCUGCACGCGCCUUCCUGCGCGCGUGGGGCUGGGAUGGGGGACCCGGGGGCUGCGGCGGCGCAGAGAGCUCCAGGGAAGGCGAACCGACGGCGCAGGGAGCGCGAGGCGCAGCCGGAAGCGGAGCGGCUCUUGCUGGGCGUGAAGGGGCCUGGACAUCCGAAGUUGGAGGAUCUGUGGCCCCUCUGGAGCCCGGGGCGACCGUGGCGCUGCUCCUCCCCUCCAGCCCAGAGUUCCUGUGGCUCUGGUUCGGUCUGGCCAAGGCCGGCCUGCGCGCCGCCUUUGUGCCCACCGCCCUGCGCCGGGGCCCCCUACUGCACUGCCUCCGCAGCUGCGACGCGCGCGCGCUGGUGCUGGCGCCGGAGUUCCUGGAGUCCCUGGAACCUGACCUGCCGGCCCUGAGAGCCAUGGGGCUCCGCCUUUGGGCCGCAGGCCCUGUAACGCCGCCUGCUGGGAUCAGCGAUUUGCUGGCUGCGGCCUCAACGGAAGUGGAUGGGCCAGUGCCCGGGUACCUAUCGGCCCCCCAGAACAUAACGGACACGUGCCUGUACAUCUUCACCUCGGGCACCACGGGCCUCCCCAAGGCUGCCCGGGUCAGUCAUCUGAAGAUCCUGCAAUGCCAGGGCUUCUACCAGCUGUGCUGUGUCCACCAGGAGGAUGUGAUCUACUUGGCCCUCCCGCUCUACCACAUGUCUGGCUCCCUGUUGGGCAUCGUGGGCUGCCUGGGCAUUGGGGCCACAGUGGUGCUGAAAUCCAAGUUCUCGGCUGGUCAGUUCUGGGAGGACUGCCAGCAGCACAGGGUGACAGUGUUCCAGUACAUCGGGGAGUUGUGCCGAUACCUUGUCAACCAGCCCCCGACCAAGGCCGAGCACGGCCAUAAGGUCCGCCUGGCAGUGGGCAGUGGGCUGCGCCCAGACACCUGGGAGCGUUUUGUGCGGCGCUUCGGGCCCCUACAGGUGCUAGAGACGUAUGGAAUAACAGAGGGCAACGUGGCCACUUUCAACUACACAGGACAGCGGGGUGCCGUAGGACGUGCCUCCUGGCUUUACAAGCGCCUCUUCCCCUUCUCUUUGAUUCGCUACGAUGUCACCACAGGGGAGCCAGUUCGGGAUGCCUGGGGGCACUGUGUGGCCACAUCUCCUGGUGAGCCAGGGCUGCUGGUGGCCCCAGUGAGCCAGCAGUCCCCAUUCUUGGGCUACGCUGGGGGCCCAGAGCUGACCCUGGGAAAGCUGCUGAAGGAUGUCUUCCAGCCUGGGGAUGUUUUCUUCAACACUGGAGACCUGUUAGUCUGUGAUGACCAAGGCUUUCUUCGCUUCCAUGACCGUACUGGAGAUACUUUCAGAUGGAAGGGGGAAAAUGUGGCCACAACCGAGGUGGCAGAGGUCUUAGAGGCCCUCGAUUUUCUUCUGGAGGUUAACGUCUAUGGAGUCACUGUGCCAGGGCAUGAAGGAAGGGCUGGGAUGGUAGCCCUGGUGCUGCGUCCGCCCCACUCUUUGGACCUUGUGCGGCUCUAUAUCCAGGUUUCUGAGAACUUGCCGCCUUAUGCCCGGCCUCGAUUCCUAAGACUCCAGGAGUCUUUGGCCACCACAGAGACCUUCAAACAGCAGAAGGUCCGCAUGGCAAGUGAGGGCUUUGACCCGAGCUUACUGCCCGACCCACUCUACAUUCUGGACCAGGCUGCGGGUGCCUACCUGCCCCUCACAGCUGCCCGGCACAGUGCCCUACUGUCUGGGGACCUUCGCAUCUGAGAGCCCCUCAUGUCCGAGGGGCCUGAGGGGAGGGGUCUAGUGGGAUGGGGGGCAUUGCAGGUGACCUGGUGCUGUCAGGGAUCUUUUCUAUACCAGAUUUGUAAUUGUUUUUCGUAAUAAAUGGGGCCAGAGCCUCUCCGACUCAGCCCAUCCGAUCUACAGUGUCUGUCUUGUGUCUGUCUGUUGACCUGCUUUUCCCUGUGCAGGUUCCCCUGGCAGGGAGCCACAGGCCCUGCGUUCCUGCCGUGACUAUGUGGGCAGAGUGCAGUAUCUGGAUCUGGGUGUUUUUCCUCUCAGAUGAUCCCAUCAGACCCUUGUCCUCAAAAACCCCUGGUGACUGCUGUCUGUGCACGUGUGUCCUGUCCCAGUUUUACCCCUAAGUGCAGGGCCACUGCUGCUCGGUCUGGGGAGCUGGGCCCGAAGCUGCCUCUGAGGACCCCAGGGGUUGUCUCAAGUGGCUGAGGUGGACAGAAGCACACAGAACGUAGCCCCUGUGGCAGCCAUCACUUCUCCACAGAAUCAGGUGUGGUCAGGGCUUGGGAAGAGUCUCAACCAGGCAAAACACAUGUUUGACUUGGGCGGGGGGAAAGGGUGUUCUAGACCUUCUACCCCCUCACAGCUCUCUGAUAAGCCAGUCGGGGUGGGGGGAAAGUGGGGCAGAAGUAGCAGCAGGUGGGGGCCCCUCAGGUUCUGGGUGGGGAAAGUUUGAAGUCCCUCUUUAGAGUAAGACUUAUAGUAUAUGUGAAGAGUUGGAAGAAGGGAUGGUGGGAAACAAAUGGUGAAGAAAAAAAAAAAAGUCUCCUGAAUGAGGAGUCAAAAAAGUUCACCAUCUAAAAGCUUGAAAUGAUGAAGCUGCCUGUUUCUUUCUCUUGGGGCCUAAAGUUCUCCUCUAUUUUGAGCUAUAAACUAAACCCAUUGCCGACGAGUCGAUUGCGACUCAUAGCAACCCCAUACGACAGAGUAGAGCUACCCUAUAGGGUUUUCAAGAAGCAGGUGGUGGAUUCAAAUUGCCGAUCUUUGGGCUAGCAGCUGAGCUCUUAACCACUGCACCACCAUAAGUCGGAAUCGACUGAACGGCAGCAGGUUUUUUAUUUUGAGCUAUGGGUCCCUCAAAAUAUUCUUUGGUGAGUGGCAUCUGGGGUCUUAAAAGCUUUUGAGCAGCCAUCUAAGAUGUGUCAACUGGUCCCAUCCCAUGUGGAGCAAAGGAGAAUGAAGAACAAGCAAUGACACAAGGAAAAUAUUAGCCCAAGAAACUAAAGGACCACAUGAACCAGACUCCACCAGCCUGAGACUGGAAGAACUAGAUGGUGCCCAGCUCCCACCAAUGAUGGCCCCAACAGGGAACACAACAGAGUCCCAGACAGAGCAGGAGAAAAGUGUGGAGCAGAACUCAGAUUAAAAAGUAAAAAGACCAGAUGUAAUGGUCUCACAGAGACUGGAGGAACCUCCAAAACUAUGGCUCCUGGACACACUGUUAACCCACAACAGAAACCAUUCCGGAAGCCCACUCUUCAGAUAAAGAUUAGCUAGGACCAUAAAACAAAAAAUAAUACGCACGAGGAAUGUGCUUCUUAGUUCAAUCAGAUACUUGAGACCAAAUGGGCAGCUCUUGUCCUGAGGCAGGAUGAGAAGGCAGGAAGGGACAGGAACUGGUCAAAUGGACACAGGGAGCCCAGCGGGGAAAAGGGUAGUGUGUUGUGACAUUGUGGGGCUUGCAACUAUGUCACAAAACAGUAUGUGUAUAAAUUAUUUUUUUAUGAGAAAUUAACUUGAGCUGUAAACUUUCACCUAAAGCACAAUUAAAAAAAAAAAAAAUCUGCUUUCCCUUGGGUUAUCUUUCUCCUUCUAACCCCUCUCCCUAACAUGGGAAAUGAGGGGACACACCCCAACA